Messenger RNA from Melopsittacus undulatus (budgerigar), 996 nucleotides. RefSeq names its product docking protein 6 (gene DOK6). Gene Ontology annotation, biological process: positive regulation of MAPK cascade; Ras protein signal transduction; cell surface receptor protein tyrosine kinase signaling pathway. Bases 1 to 996 code for a protein of 331 amino acids. The transcript has 8 exons. Gene Ontology annotation, cellular component: cytoplasm. NCBI's taxonomy places the organism in Eukaryota, Metazoa, Chordata, Aves, Psittaciformes, Psittaculidae. The record is from RefSeq and is a predicted model, not a curated record.
AUGGCCUCCAACUUUAACGAUAUAGUCAAGCAGGGCUACGUGAAAAUCCGUAGCAGGAAGCUGGGGAUUUUCAGGCGUUGUUGGUUGGUUUUCAAGAAGGCUUCCAGUAAAGGACCCAGGAGACUAGAAAAAUUUCCAGAUGAGAAAGCUGCAUAUUUCAGGAACUUUCACAAGGUAACUGAGCUGCACAAUAUCAAAAACAUAACUAGAUUGCCUCGAGAGACAAAGAAGCAUGCAGUGGCAAUUAUCUUUCAUGAUGAGACGUCAAAGACAUUUGCGUGUGAGUCAGAGCUAGAGGCGGAGGAAUGGUGCAAACAUCUCUGCAUGGAGUGUCUAGGAACCAGGCUCAAUGAUAUAAGUCUUGGGGAGCCAGAUUUGCUCGCUGCUGGAGUCCAGAGAGAACAAAAUGAACGAUUCAAUGUAUAUCUUAUGCCUACACCAAAUUUAGAUAUCUAUGGGGAAUGUACAAUGCAGAUCACACAUGAAAACAUCUAUCUCUGGGACAUCCACAAUGCCAAGGUCAAGUUGGUCAUGUGGCCUCUGAGCUCUUUGAGGAGAUACGGUCGUGACUCAACAUGGUUCACAUUUGAGUCUGGAAGGAUGUGUGACACAGGAGAAGGGCUGUUCACCUUUCAAACACGAGAAGGAGAAAUGAUAUAUCAGAAAGUCCAUUCUGCAACACUGGCAAUAGCAGAGCAACAUGAAAGAUUAAUGAUGGAGAUGGAGCAGAAGGCAAGGCUCCAGACCAGUCUGUCUGAACCAAUGACAUUAUCGAAGUCAAUCUCACUUCCUCGUAGUGCGUAUUGGCAUCACAUCACCCGGCAGAACAGUGUUGGAGAAAUCUACAGUUUACAAGGUCACAGCCUCAGCUCAACGAAAGUGUCCCGGGCGCAGACAUUUCCCAGCUACCAGGAGGAGCAGGGUGAGGAGCACCAGCAGUCCCUCUCACUGGCCAGCAGCUACACCUUCAGCUAUGGCUCAGGCCUGGUACAAUGA